Molecule: messenger RNA, 1578 nt
Organism: Motacilla alba alba
Lineage: Eukaryota; Metazoa; Chordata; Aves; Passeriformes; Motacillidae
Exons: 11
Coding region: 16-1044 (342 amino acids)
Source: RefSeq, a predicted model, not a curated record
UGGGAAAUACCCGGGAUGAGGAGCCCCCGGUGCUCACAGCCCAGCGCGGAGCUGCUUCUUGCCAGCCGUGUCCCAGACAAAGAAGUGGCUGGAAGAAAUGAGCUUGUCGAAGUACACUCAACGAUUCUCAGACGUGUGGUGUUUCGGGAUGCUGGCUACCUGGCUGAGAAAGGCAUAUCAAAGCUAAUCAGUGAAAUGAAAACGGCAUGGAAUACAGCUAAGGAAUUGAUAAAAGAUAUAUUUGACACAAUCAAAACGGCAUGGAAUACAGCUAAGGAAUGGAUGAAAAGGACAUUCACCAGAUCAAGAAAGGAGGAAUCUCACCCUGGGUUUAGCUACAGGGACCAGACAGAGGAGCCUUUCUGUGCAGGAAGGAGAGAGAGUGAGGAGACCAGCAAGGCUCUGGAAUCCAAAAUACAUGAGGCCUUCCAGGACCUCAACAAUAAAAUGAAAGCUCUGCAAGAAAUUUUCAAAAACUUAGAGUCCAAACAGAGUGAGGAGAUCAGAGCAGAGCUGGAGAAGAACUCAGGAUAUGAAGAGGAGGAAAUUGUAAGUACCCUGAAAGCCAAGUUGAAUAUGAAACUCCGGGAGCUCUCCCGAAAAAUUCAGUGUGUGGAAGAAGAUGUAGAGGAAUGGCCAGAAGCCAUAAAGGAUGACCUUCAGCUUUUCAGAGCAGAGCUGAAGAAGAGCCCAGGAUACGAAGAGGAGGAAAUUGCAAGGGCCCUGGAAUCCAAGUUGAAGAAGAACUUCCGGGAGCUCUCCCGAAGAAUUCGAACUCUGCAACGAGAUGUAGAGGAAUGGCCAGAAGCCAUAAUGGAUGAGCUUCAGCUUUUCAGAGCAGAGCUGAAGAAGAACUCAGGAUACAAUGCAGAGGAAAUUGCAAUGGCCGUGUUGAUGAACCUCUUGCAGCUCUCCCAAGGAUCUAUAAUUGUGGAAGACUUAAAGAAGGCCAUAAAUCAUGAGGUUCUGUUUCCCAUUGAGUACCUGGAGAAGAACUCAGGAAACUCAACUACAAGACAACAUGAAGAAAUUGAAUGUGAAUGAUUUGGUCUUGGAUGAAUGGUUUGAGGCAUGGGGAAUAAUUGGAUGGUUGUAAAGGGAGCUUUGUUAUUUCUAGCUGUCACUAUUAUAUUGCUUUGUAUUAUUCCAUGUCUAAUGAAAUUGGUGACCCGCUUGGUAGAAAAUACAAUGAAAAGGGUUUGGCUAUUGCAAGAAGAAAAAGACGGGGAAUUGUAGCAAUGUAUCUGAACAACUUAGGCCUCUCUGUGCACCAGCCAUAGUGCUUGUAGUUAUUCUUAUCAGAGCCCUCUGGAAUUCAUCAAGGUUACUAAGAUAUAAACUGUGCUAAAUUAAGAAAUAAGAGGCUGAGAAACAGAAUACCAAGACUGCAAGAACUAGAUAACAGAGGGCUGAGAACCGCCUGGACUGUAACCAAUCACAUUCUCUGAGAAGUGCAUGCAGAACGCAUGGACAAGACAGAGGCACCAAUGAAGAAGAGCGUGAUCAGUGUGUGCAGUAGGGUUAGAAUGUGUAAAUAAGUGCAUAAUGUAAACAAUAAAUGGCUUCUGCUUAAUCGUA